UUCGCGUCUGUCUUCCUCUCCCCCACCCCCUCCGCUUCCCUUGCUGUCUUUCUAUUCUCUCUCUCUCUCUCUCUCUCUCUCUGACUCUCAGUCCGUCUGUCUGUCUCUCUCUCUCUCUCUCUUGUCCCAAGCUCCUACUAUUGAUGCUGGCAUUGACAUGAAAUUCAGGCCAAAACUGCAUUAAUGAUUAUUGUCCAAAGUGGUGUUUAAGAGGAAAAUAAAAACAUCCAAUAGAAAUUUUCUAAAGUUAAACUCGUCGUCAAGGCUUAGAGCUCUGGAUAAACCCAAAGGAAGUCUUGCGUAAUGGAGUUUAAAGAAUCUUCAAUUGUGUUCUAACACGGAAGUACUUCUUAGAAUUUCCAAACAUUCCAACUGCAGCACUUCCUCUCACUUUAAACGGAUUGUCAAGGCAGGGCUACAAGGGAGAUAAUUCUAACUGGAGAUCUCGUAGAAUCUCGCAUGUGGUGGAACAAGAGAAGUAACUCUAAUCAGUCACACCAGACGGCAUUCUUUUUUCUUUCUUAGGAAUUUUUCUUACUUGACGUAACGAAGGAUAUUUUUAGAAGUCUUCAAACUGUAAUAAAUCUCUUGAUUUGAUCGCAUGAAGAGUUAUUUGGUUUCAUAGAGACGAGCAGACGUAAUACCAGAGACACGACUCCUCAGUUUUGUAACGUCAUUUUUCUUCCCUUUUUUCUUCUUCUUCUCCGCAUUGUAGUGUCAAGAGGAAUAGCCCCAGCCAUAGAUCACAGAGAAUCUGUUCUUAGGGUCCACCGUUGCUAAGUGAAACAAAUUCUCGCGCCAAAUAUUGAGCAUUGGCCAUAUUGAUCAAGGGGAGAUAUUCGUCUCCAGUCUGGCAAUUGAAAAGAGAAACGUUUUGACCUCUGUGACCUGGAUACUAAAAAUACAUGUCUAAUAUAAAAUAAGUGGAGAUAAUUAAUAAGAGUGUCUAAUAUUUACUCUAUAAGGCCGAAGUGUUAUAUCAAUGUGUCUCUGAGGAUUUGGUUAGUCAGAGGAGAAGCUUUUUCUAGCACAUUUGGGCUAAAAUCAUCAGAGAAUUACAAAUCUUAGAUAUCUCAAAUUUGUGCAGAAAUAGACUUUCAAAAGGGUGAUUCAUUGGAUAUUCCUACAUCUUUGUAUACAAGUGGUGAUAAGCCGUUAGGCUGCGAAAGGGGCGCGCACUCCAUGUUGCCCUCAGGGCGACUCUUGUUCAUGGAGAUGGGCAAUGCCUUCGUAAACAUCUUCAUCUGCUUCGCUGUCGCGCUUGCUUACACACAGAACAUCCCCAUCGGUAUUAUAGUGGACUCUUCGGAGACUGAGAUCAUAGCCGUCUUGAAGCGUCUUCUGGACAUACACAACAGUAAAGAUGGGGGCACCAACAGGGUGGUUCUGACGGCCUCCUGGUACAGCGCAGACAUCGACAACAACUGUGACCUCAUCAAAGCAAUUUGCCGUCGCCUGGAGACUGGGGUCUUCCUCUUGCUAGGCUCCUCCUCAUCACGCUCCUACAACAUCAUCCAGUCGUACAGCCACGCCCUGCACGUGCCCUACGUGGUCUACUCGCCCACCACCAACCACGAGUCUGACGGGUACGACUACGACGUCACGGUCAGCCCCAGCUACGUCAGGGCCGUGGUCGACGUCAUCAAGUUUUUCAACUGGGAGAAGGUCUACUACGUCUUUGACUCGGACAAUGCCUUGUGGGAGCUUCAGAGACUUCAUGAUGCCUUCAGCCCAAAGGGCGGAGUCAUCUUCGAUGGCCGCCGCGUGCGGAACGUGACGUCAUCGCACGACUUUCUCCGCCAGCUGGACCGGUUCUCCACAUCCUCAAGCGUUAAGAGAAUAGUCCUCAAUCUGUCCAGUCGGGAAGCCUACCAGAGGAUUCUCAAUCAGAUUGUUGAUGUUGGGAUGAACAGAGACAACUACCAUUAUCUACUUGCCGGGCCUUAUGUCGACUCACUGGAUCUUCACUCUUUCCUCUACGGAGGUGUGAACGUUACCGGCUUCCGGCUUCCUAUCGAUCCGGCGGAAGUGACGACAUUCAUGCCACGAGCGACAACUCCAGCUUCCGGGCCCCCUACUGCCGCACCUAAGAUUUCCAUAGACGCUGCUCUAGCUGGCGACGCCUUCCGCCUGGUACAGAAGGCACUUCAAGACCUUCUAGAGUCGAAUGCUUCGAGACACAUCUUUAAGACAUUUAGGCAUUCUGAACUUUAUAAUAACGGUACUAAAGGUAUCCAGUGUUGGAGAGACCCGCCAGUACCCUGGAUGCACGGCCCCGCCAUUAGGGACGCCUUACUGAAAGCAAAGGUAAAAGGAAUGACCGGCCCAAUCGUUGUUGACCAGCACGGGGUCAGGGUUAACACCAAACUGGACAUCAUGCACCUGGAGUACCGUACGACCCUCCGCUCUAUCGGCACGUGGGAACAUGGUGUUGGGGUGAGAACCAACCGGACCAGGCCUGCACCUACCAGCGUCUUUCUUGACGUUAACAGGACCAGAAUAGUGACCACGAUAUUGGAAAAUCCCUUUGUGAUGAGAAAGUGUCCGCCAGAUGGCACUCCCUGCUCUGGCAAUGAACAGUUUGAAGGCUACUGUGUGGACCUGCUAAAGAAAAUUUCCGUCCUGCUGAAGUUUGACUACGCCAUACGUCUGGUGGCUGACAGAAACUACGGAGCCAGAUCUGAGAACGGAAGCUGGAAUGGAAUGAUCGGCGAGCUCUUGACGGGGAAAGCAGACAUGGCGAUCGCUGCCCUGACUAUCACAGAAAUCCGUGAACGGUUUGUGGAUUUUUCCAAACCGUUUAUGAAUUUGGGCACUUCUAUCAUGAUAAAGAAACCAGACAAAGAAAAAGGCGGUGUCUUCUCUUUCAAGAACCCUUUAUCAGAUGGCGUAUGGGUCUCGAUACUUCUGGGAUUCAUAGGCGUAAGCACAGUUUUGUAUCUGGUGGGUAGAUUCAGCCCAUAUGAAUGGGACACCAGCCAACCAAGGAGACCCCCCGAAGAAGAGAAGAGGCCAGCAUUUAAUUUAGCAAACACCCUGUGGUUCAGCCUUGGCGCUCUCAUGCAGCAAGGUUCAGACAUAUACCCCAGAUCCAUCUCAGGGCGCAUUGUGGGGUCCGCAUGGUGGUUCUUCACCCUCAUUAUCAUAUCAUCUUACACAGCCAAUCUGGCCGCUUUUCUAACCAUUGAGAGAAUGGAGGUACCCAUCAAUUCCGCAGAUGACCUGGCCAAGCAGACGGACAUCAGAUACGGCAUAAUCAGCAAUGGGUCAACGGAGGAGUUUUUCAAAAAUUCCAAUGUUCCAGUCUACAGUAAAAUGUGGAGUUUCAUGAAAGACUCUGAGCCUUCAGUUUUUGUCUCUUCCACGAAUGAGGGAAUACAGAGAGUCAGAGACUCCAAGGGCAAGUACGCCUUCCUCCUGGACUCCACCUUCAACGAGUACCACAACCAGAGGAAGCCUUGCAACACCAUGAAGGUCGGCCGUGACCUGGAUGUCAAAGGUUAUGGGAUCGCCACACCGAGAGGUUCAGAUCUCAGAGCAGAGAUCAACAUUGUUGUCCUCCAGCUGAACGAAAUAGGAGAGCUCCUCAAACUCUACCAAAAGUGGUGGUAUGAUAAAGGACAAUGCGCCCCGGAUGCGGGCAAGGACAGUAGUACCACCAGUGCCCUGACCCUCAGCAAUGUCUCUGGAAUUUUCCACAUCCUAAUAGGAGGUCUGAUUCUGGCCAUGCUGACUGCCUUCUUCGAUUUCAUCAUCAAGACCAGGCUGAGGAGAACUAAAAAGAUAAAGGUUGUUUUGAAAACGUCCGGGAGUCAACAGGACACAAUCGAUUUCACCCAGUAUCGCUUACAACGAAGAUCGUCCGAUGAAAAUGGAGACUGUCGCUAUGCCACACUUGACAUGGCCCACGACCUGACCCAUGACGUCACGGUGGAGGUGGAGCACCGGAGGAGCAGACACCACGACGAGAUCUUGUGACCCACGUCCCGACGGGCGUCGAGGAGAAAAACAACUGGGGGGUGUACGCGUGGGGGAGCUGGUACCGCUGAGGGAGGGGCUUCACAAUGACGUGCUGUUGAUGUGUUAUCGAUAUUGGGUUUGUCCUAUAGUCGCAUUGAUGCCAUGUUUAUAUGAAUGUAUAUAUGAAAUUAUAUGAAAUUAUAUGUUAUAGUGUAAACUGAACAGAAUGCGUAAUGAACAUUGCCCCAGUACAUAAACGUAUUUCCAAUGUAAAGAUAUAUUUUCAACAAGGCAACUAUUAAUAAGACAAGUCCUCGAGUCCGAGGAUUGCUGUAUGGUCAGACACUCCGUGCUGUGAUAUACACAUUUGGUCAAACCCAGCAAAGACAUAACCGUUGUUUGAAAGAUGGUCAGUUCUCUUGUCCACGUCUACGUUUGUCCUCGGAAGUACAUUCUCUUUUGGUCUCAAAUGUCUACCUCGAGGCCUAUAUAAGAAAUAUAAGUUGUCUUGCUCGGAAGCCGCCGCCAAUGCAAGUAAAAAUUAACAAAAUGUUAUCCUUUUUUUUAAAUGUUAUGCAUGUAUAUGAAACACCUUUUCUAAACCCCGAACUGGCAUAGAUAAGUUUACUACACAUUAAAACUUUUUGAUAAUUGACACUCAUUUUUUCCAAGUAUUAAAAAAUACAAAUAUUGCAAUACAUCAUACCUUAUCUUCUGAACUUGUUGCUGUUGGCAACUAGAGUCAUUAUGUAUGAAUUAAGAUUGUUAUGAACAUUUUCUUCUUUAGGAUGUGUUAGAUGUUGUCUUUAAUAUUUUAGCUGUUUAUAACUUUAAAUAAAUGUAAACAAAAAGACCCCCCCCCCAAAAAAAAAGGUGAAAGAAACACCCAAAAAGAGGCAAGAAAAAAAAGGUUUAGGGCCCUAUGGGGGUUCUAUGAUGAAAACACUAAAUGAAUAUUACAAUAAAUAAGGUAAAGAAAACAAAACACAAGAGUUCCUAUUAUGAGAAAGUUAAAAUGAAAAGCACAAAUACUGAGGUCUCUUAUGUUUAAAAAAGCCUUAAAAGAGGCAAGAAUAUAUAUAUAUAUAUAUAAAAGUAAUAAAGAUUGAAACGAUCCAUACGACCUAUGUUACAUAUGAUGCAAAGCUUAUUUCAAAAAUCCAAAAUUAUAAACCCCAGCCUGCACUGGGAUCAAAUGAAAGACUCCGCCAUUUUGAAAGCCAAGCUCCCUACCUCAUCCCAAGAUAAUGUGAUCCAACACAAAUAGUCCCGUCUGUUUUAAUGGGGGAGGCUAGAGUUGGAAGAAAUAAAAAGAUUUAAUACUAGGAGCUGGUAGGUGGAAGUAAAACCUUAGAAACAUGUUCAAUGGAGUCUCAUAGACUUCGAUUGGCAACCGCAGUGUCAAGAAAGUUCAAGAAUUAUUUGUCAAGUAGAACGUAGGGGAAAAGCUGGCUUAGUUUAAGACUUUAAGUUAUACGACUGUCGACUUGGUGUUUCUUAACAUCUAAUAUAUAAAUGAGCCAAUCUAAGCCAAUAAUGAUCCAAUCCAAGCCAACAAUGAUCCAAUCUAAGCAUGUAAUUAACCAAUUUAAACCAAUAAUGAGCAAAUCUAAGCAUGUAAUUAACCAAUUUAAACCAAUAAUGAGCAAAUCUAAGCAUGUAAUUAACCAAUUUAAACCAAUAAUGCUCCUACCUAAGCAUGUAAUUAACCAAUCUAAACCAAUAAUGAGCAAAUCUAAGCAUGUAAUUAACCAAUUUAAACCAAUAAUGCUCCUACCUAAGCAUGUAAUUAACCAAUCUAAACCAAUAAAGAGCCAAUCCAAGCCAGUAAUAAUCCAAUCUAAGCCAAUAAUGCACCAAUCUAAAUUAAUUAUGAAUUAUACUAAAUAAAAAAGGCAUUCUUAUCAUAUAAUAGGUUUUUAUUAUCCCGUACUGAGCUAAUCAUCAGCGAUGACGUGACUAUACAUACAAUCUAGACAAUAAUGUUGCAAUUUAACCCAUUUAAUUUUUCAAUUGAAACGAUCUUCAAACAUUUGUAUACACACACACACAGAUAAACACGAAGAAACAAAUAAUAUGUGUAGUGGAUACAGACUUAAUGAAGUACAAAAACAAACAAGCACCAGUAUUUAAAUCUGUGUUCUACCCAAGCUGAUGAAUUGUUGUACUAUUUGAAUUAUAUGGCACCAUGAACAUGACUUUGAACUCCUUACUUGCUCGGAAAAAACAGCUUACCAAGUUUAAUUUUUUCUUUCUCUGAGUAUGUUUUAUAAGAAAUCUCUUUUUUUUUUAUGAACACUGCUGUAAGUGCUGCCCAAUCCAUUCGAUAUUACGCAGAAGGAAUCUUGGUAUGCAACAGAUGGGAUGUUUGUCUACGACUUUUUUCGACAACAACAACAAAUGUUAUAAUUUACAACAAUAAUUUUCGAAAAUGUUUCCGCUGAUUUUUAUAUCCUUAAUAUUUCUGAUCUCAAGGGUCUAUUAUAACUUCUAAAUAUAUUAUCUCGUCGAUUGUUAGAUUGAAAAGAAAAAAAAAUAUGUAAAAAAGUAAUGGUUGAAAGAUUGUUCCCUAUCUACAUAAUGCUAGAAUUUUAUCCUGUUUAUUUUUGAACGGAACAUGUGCUUUUGCCUCGUCACUAAAAGAUUUGUAAUAGAAUUAUUCUCUCGAUAGAAACGACAAACUGCCACGUAUACGGAUGAAUAUUUGAUAUACAUUUGAAAUAAAAUCACGAGCUUUGUCUAUCACCUCGGUGUUUUAAAAAAUGACGCUAUUUCAAGUUUGACGAAAACGGGAAUUUCCUAUUGUUGAAGGUGUUAAAGUGGAAAUUUUCUAUUGUUGAAAGUGUUAAAACGGGAAUUACCUAUAAUCGAACGUGUGGGGAACUAAAGAGAUAAGCUUGUAAUGGAAAGUUAAUACAUGCAUGAACUAUGAGAAAUAUGUUAUUACUAAACUAAUAUCAAAUCACUCUGUCUGUGGGUAAAAAAUGUGUACUUGUUAUAUCUCCCAAGUUAAGUUUUCACAAUUAUUCAUUGGCAUAGAAAAGACAUGAAUCAAUAAAAAAAAUUAACCAUUCAAUUAUUUACUGGGUUUUUUUUAAUACCAACAAAGGAAAGUAGUCCUUCAGUAAUCACAGAUAUAGAUAUAUGUAAGGCUCGGUCCCCUUAGAAUUUCUCCCACACCCAUUCUUGGGAAACUAUAAACUAUUUCUAUUGUACCUAAGAAAACUUGAAUAUAUUUUUUACAAAAUAAACAAUUGGUCAAUUAUUAAUUAAUUACUUGUAAAAAAAAUAUUGUGUUUGAUAUCAAAUGAAGGAAAUAACUUCUACAUUAUUUAGACAUGUUGUAAGUGCGCGAUUAGGUGAAUCUUUGCCUAUUUGCUUUUCAGAAAAAGUCUUUUUUUUAUAUUUUGCUUGUUAUUCGUUAUACUUGUGAGUUAUAUAAUAAUUAUGUUGAUAGCUCUCCAGUAUAUCAUGUUUGUGUUUGUGUUUGGUAUAAGAAAGAUAACCAUGUAACUGACCACUGAAGUAUAACUAAUGGAACGAUUGGUUAUUAAAUAUCUGCACGGACUGCACCUUGUUUUAAUGAUUUCAAACUGGGACUAUUUCCAGGUUAAGUUUCCUUACCUUAGUUUUAAUACACCUGAUUUAGAUCUGUGACAUUUAGAUCUGUGACAUUUAGAUCUGUGACAUUUAGAUAAGACAUGGCUA
Molecule: messenger RNA, 7668 nt
Organism: Biomphalaria glabrata
Lineage: Eukaryota; Metazoa; Mollusca; Gastropoda; Planorbidae
Product: glutamate receptor 2-like
Exons: 21
Coding region: 1183-3978 (931 amino acids)
Biological process (GO): modulation of chemical synaptic transmission; monoatomic ion transport; synaptic transmission, glutamatergic
Cellular component (GO): plasma membrane; postsynaptic membrane
Molecular function (GO): transmitter-gated monoatomic ion channel activity involved in regulation of postsynaptic membrane potential; glutamate-gated receptor activity
Source: RefSeq, a predicted model, not a curated record